Molecule: messenger RNA, 789 nt
Organism: Tetrahymena thermophila SB210
Lineage: Eukaryota; Ciliophora; Oligohymenophorea; Hymenostomatida; Tetrahymenidae
Exons: 1
Source: RefSeq, a predicted model, not a curated record
AUUGUACUAUUUAUAGACUUUUUGGAACAAUUAACAAUUACUUUAAAUAGCAAAAUCAAGAUUCAUGCUUUUAAGAUAUUUAAUAUAUCAAACAAAAAAAUACAAUAAGAGCAAACAAAACAAAAAAUAAAAAUGAACAUAAAUUUCCUUUUAUUAAUUACCUUAUGCUUACUUGGCUUAUGCAUCUCAUAAUAAAAUAAUUACGGCUAAAAAAGUGGCAAUGAUAAAAACUUUGAAUAGGUUUAUAAUCAAACAUAAGAAUAAGCAAAUUAAGAUGCUUAAGAAUUAAUUGAAUUAUUCAAAAGAGAAAGAGAUAAUGGUGGAUAGUGUUUUAUGAAAGCAGUCAAUCCUUUGGAGUAUUCAUAAGAAGAAAUUGACAUUGUUCACUACGAAUUUAGCUGCUAUAAACAUUUAUGUGGAAUAACAUCAAAAAUACCAUCAAGUCAAGAAUAUCAUUUAUGUAUUAAUAAAGAGUGUAAUAGAGUUUAUCAUGAUACAUAUUUUUUCAUGUAUGAUUUAAAAAGUGAUAUUAAAAAAUGUUUAGAAUUUAAAGAAGAAGUAAAAAAAAUUAAUGGUGAUAAUAAAUAAAAUAAUAUUUAUGAUGAUGAUAACUCUUCUUAGUAAAAUGAAUCUUAAAAAGAAAAAGAAAACAAAAAUUCCUCAUCAUCAAAAAAAGAAGAUAAUAAUUAAAACAACAUCGAAAAUGUUGAUAAUAUUGAUAGAGAUAAUAAAUCUUUUUCAAGCAUACUUUCACUCUUAUUAUUAGGAUUUAAUAUUUUAUUAUUUUGA